AUUCUUGGCUUCUUUUCUCUUUGUGCACUGGCUUUGUUCUGCUACUAUAGUUAUCGAGAAUACCAAAAUAGUCGACAUUAUAAAGACAAGGCCAGUGAUGCAUUUUCGAUGCCCAUCGUUGGUGAUGCGAAGUUACCGUUAAUUGGAGCCAGAAAAGAUGAUAAUCUAAAAAAUAUUGUCAGCCUUGAAUUAGUGGCUCGCGGUCGAUUUGGUCAAGUAUUUCGUGGUGUGCUAGACAAUGAAACUGUCGCAGUAAAAGUUUUUCCAUCUGCUGAUGUGAAUAGUUGGAUUGUUGAACAGGAAAUUUAUGCAAUAGCUUCUCUUCGAAAACAUAAAAAUAUACUACGAUAUUUGGGCGCGGAAGUUCAUGGAAACGAUUUCUGGUUGAUAACAGAAUUCCAUGAUAACGGUUCGCUGUUUGAUUUUCUUCAUUUUCGCGUCUUGACUUUGCAAGAAUCGUUGAAAGUAAUAGCUUCAAUGCUGAGAGGAUUAUCUUUCCUUCAUGAAGAAAAAAUGAUCGACGGCGAGCUAAAACCUUGUGUUGUGCAUCGGGAUUUCAAAUCGCGAAAUGUACUUUUAAAGCUCGAUUUAACUUCCGUAAUCGCUGAUUUUGGUCUAGCGUUAAAAUGUGAAAACGGUCAAAUGCCAUCAGAUGAUAAUCAUGGACAGGUGGGAACGCGACGUUACAUGUCACCUGAAGUAUUAGAAGGUGCUACAGAAUUUACAGCCUUUGCUUUCCGUCAGAUUGAUGUAUAUGCUGCUGCUUUGGUCUUAUGGGAGAUUCUUUCGCGAACAUCAAUGGACAAAGAUGACGUAGUGGGAGAAUACGAACGACCGUAUGAAACAGAGGCUGGAAUGCAGCCAACAUUGCAUGAUAUGAGACGAGUUGUUGCUGUGGAGAAAAAACGACCAAGUAUCCGUGCUGCAGUCAUCGAACAUAAUAUUGGUGGUGUUUUAUGGAAAACAGCUGAAGAUAUGUGGGAUAUGGAACCAGAUGGCCGUAUCACUUCUGGCUGUGCUUAUGAACGUGCCAAUACAUUAUUCAUGUCCUACGCCGCUGAUCUAAAAUUUGAAAAUACCGUGCUACCAAAAAAUUCGCCAAAUGAUCCACUAUCUCCAUAUACACAAGAUUGUGGAGUGGUACCAGCAGCAUUGCUUAUCAAAGAUGGUUCUUUGGGUUCUAAUGGAUUCCAUGCUUCAAUGGACGAAUAUGCACAGGCCUAUUCAGCACCUCCAAAUAUUCGAUACCUUCCAACCACGGAUACAGAAAAAGUAAUUCACAUUAAUAUAAUUCCCUUGUCAAAUCAAGAUCCUGCACAUAGCACUUUACCUCUCUCAUGA
Messenger RNA from Cercopithifilaria johnstoni, 1341 nucleotides. NCBI's taxonomy places the organism in Eukaryota, Metazoa, Nematoda, Chromadorea, Rhabditida, Onchocercidae. The record is from the annotation of a GenBank genome assembly.